AUGGCCGCUCCGGUCGGGUCCCUGCAGAUUCUGCAAAACAUCGUUUGGCGACCGGACUCGCCGCCAGAGGUGGACGCCAGGUACCGCGGCGACCGCCCCCCGGCCCCCGGCGGUGAGCCCGACUACUUCCGCGUCUGGAUGUGGAACCUCACCAACCUGCAAGCAGUGAGGGGGGGCGCGAAACCCAAUAUGGUGGAGGUGGGUCCCCUGACGUACGUCAAAUCUCGUGUACGACUGGAUCCGCGCUGGGACCGGAACGGCCGUGUAGCAGUGAAGGAAUGGGAUUAUCACGUAUUCGUACCGGAGCUCUCCGCCGCCAGCCCCGAUGACGUCAUCGUAACGCUCAAUCUGCCGCUGUUGGGCGUACUGGAAGUGCUGCACUCGUACAGCAUAUCCACACCGGGUGUACGGCCGCUGCUUGACGUACUGGUGGGCGUGUUAUCAGCCUGGCGGGACAGCCACGUGGAUGGGCUGUUCACGAAGCGUACGGCACAAGAGCUGCUCUGGGGGUACGAGGACCCCCUCCUGCAGCGUCUGUCCGUGUUGUUGGGCCCCGCGUACCUCCCCCCGGGGGGCAGCUGGGUGGCGCUGCUGAGGAACCUCACCGAGCAGGAGGUCCGUACGAACAAGAUGGAAAUGGAAUCGGGGUGGUCGGCGGUGUCCUCCUGGGGGCCCAACUGUACGGAAUAUGUACGGGGUACGGAUGCAUUCCAGUUCCGGCCAGGCCUGGAUCGAACCUCCGUACUGCGGGUUUGGAUCGCGGAACUCUUCAGAUCCGCUGAGCUUGUGCACGUGGCGGAUGAGGAGCUGUACGGCAUCCAACUGUUGCGGUUUAUACCGGAAACCCGGGAGGCCGAGCCCGACCCCUGCCACCACCAGCUCAUCCGCGCCCUAGCCAAUGUUACCGUACCGAUGCCGUUGGGUCCCGGGGGUAACGGCAGUUCCGAAACAGCGCACGGAGUUCCCAUCCUCAUGUCGUUGCCCCACUACUGCCUGGUGGAUGAGUGGGUGUCUGCCGCACUGACCGGCAUGUCGUGUGACCCGCUACGUCACGGCAUCUUUCUGGAUGUGGAGCCCACCACCGGCAUCACCAUGCGAGCAGCCAAGCGGUUGCAGCUCUCCUCCCAGAUAACCACCUCAGCGAGAAUGACCCUGGAGCCAACCAUAACCACUUCCAUCAUACUGCCGAUAUUUUGGGCGGAGGAGGCCUCCCGAAUUUCCCCGUCCCAGGCAGCGGCCUUCCGCUCCACAGUGUACAGAGCACAGCGGAUCGCGGCAGCUACGCGCCGCUGGUCGUACCCCGCCGCUGGGUUGACGGCGGUGCUGGCGGCGGCUGCGGUGCUGGCGGCGAGCUUGGCGUCGCCGUCACGCCGGCGGCGAGCUCCUCUGCAUCUCCUCCGGCGGACGGGCGGCAACGGCGAGGCCGGCGGUGACGUGAACGGCGGCACCGCCGACGGCACCUCCGCCGCCACGGCUGCGGCCGCCGCGGCGGCAACGGUUCCGUCGGGUCCCGGGCCAGUCAGCGAUAGUGCCGCCCCUCGCAGCCAGUGUCCGUACUGCACUGUCCGUACGGCAGCUCCGGACGAGCCGAAUAGGGUAAUGAUGGAGGCGGAGGAGGACUGA
Molecule: messenger RNA, 1623 nt
Organism: Volvox carteri f. nagariensis
Lineage: Eukaryota; Viridiplantae; Chlorophyta; Chlorophyceae; Chlamydomonadales; Volvocaceae
Gene: ssa5
Exons: 10
Coding region: 1-1623 (540 amino acids)
Cellular component (GO): cytoplasm; membrane
Molecular function (GO): scavenger receptor activity
Source: RefSeq, a predicted model, not a curated record